Lasiosphaeria miniovina is the source of this 1230-nucleotide messenger RNA. RefSeq lists its product as uncharacterized. Bases 1 to 1230 code for a protein of 409 amino acids. NCBI's taxonomy places the organism in Eukaryota, Fungi, Ascomycota, Sordariomycetes, Sordariales, Lasiosphaeriaceae. The transcript has 3 exons. The record is from RefSeq and is a predicted model, not a curated record.
AUGCUACACGGCCAUCGUACCGUGGCCGCCGUCCUCGCCGUCCUCGUUACGAUCUUUAUCUUGUUCAGACCGCCGCGACUAAAUGAUCUGCCGCCGCUGCCCUACCUCAAGGUGUCGGCCAAGGCGUCCCCCGACAUUCUAAAUGGCACGAUCGGGUUUCAGCAGGUUUUCGUCAUCAACCUCCCCUCGCGAACCGACCGGCGCGACGCAAUGACGCUAGCAGCAGCGCUCAGCAAGAUCGACGUGACAUGGGCCGACGGGGUCACAGGAGAGGCUGUGGUCGAUAAAGCCAUGCCCGGAGACAGCUGGGACAAAUCAAUUUCAAAGGGGAACAGGGGAUCGUGGCGGGGGCACAUGAAUGUCCUUCAGAGCGCCCUCAUUCUCGAAGACGACGCCGACUGGGAUGUCCGGCUGAAGAUGCAGAUGCAGGUGUUCGCACAGGGUGCGCGGGCAUUCACACAGCCCGUGACAGGCAAGCCGAGAAUAACCGUCGCCGAUUCCUACCUUGACGACGACAAGCUUCCCUUGGACCUGCCAGUGGACACCCUGCCGUCGAAUCUCCGACCGGCUCUCACACCCUACGGCGACAGUUGGGACGUUCUCUGGCUGGGCCACUGCGGCACAGAGUUCCCGACGAGGCCCUCUACAGCAGCAGAGGAUCCCACCUCUGCAGACACCAGCACCAAAGCCGAAUCACCAUCUCACAGGCCGCCGCUCCUGCGAGUAGUGAUUCCGAACGAUGGCACCGUACCUGCCCCAGAGCACUUGAAAGCCCACCCGUUUGCCCUCCAGGACCCCCUGGCCGAGCUGUACCCGCCGUACACGAGGAUUGUGCACGCGUCGAGCGCCACAACAUGCACCCAGGCGUACGCGGUCAGCCAGCAAGGGGCAAGGAAGCUGCUCUGGCAGUUUGGGCUGCAGUCGCUGACGACGGGAUGGGAUCUGAUGCUGCGCGACUGGUGCGAUGGGCUGUAUCACUCUGCAGAGGUUCAGGGCGAUGGCUCGACUCCACCAGUCUGCGUGACCAUUCAGCCGCCGCUGUUCAGCCACCACUUCGGCAAGGGUGCCGCUUCGGAUAUCACGGCACCUGGUGGGGGAUUUGUCAACAAGGACAAGGAGAUGACGCCGUACGUGAGGCUCAGCGUGAGGUUAAAUAUGGGAAGGCUUGUCGGCGGGGCUAGGGAUGACGGCUUGGUGGAUCAGUGGCCUGACGAGAAGCGGGAGGCCUGA